Molecule: messenger RNA, 930 nt
Organism: Humulus lupulus (European hop)
Lineage: Eukaryota; Viridiplantae; Streptophyta; Magnoliopsida; Rosales; Cannabaceae
Exons: 1
Coding region: 1-930 (309 amino acids)
Source: RefSeq, a predicted model, not a curated record
AUGUCAGACAACAAAGAAAAGUUCCACCCCGCCCUCUCGAUUACCAACGUGAAAUCCAUCAUCCCAAUCACAUUGGAUAACGAAACUGGCCAAUAUCAUUCAUGGGCUGCUCUUUUCACGGUUCAACUCUGUGUCCACAACCUCCUUGACCACAUCUUUCCUCCCACUGAGGAAGCAGCAAAGGCCGCCUACGAGAAGGAGAAAGCUGCUGACCCAGCUCUUUGGAAACGUCUCGACGCCGCCAUACUGCAAUGGAUUUAUGCCACCAUAUCCUCCGACCUUCUCCAUGCCAUAUUGUUCAAGGAUGACUCGCCCCAGGCCGCAUGGAACCACCUUGAAACUCUAUUCCAUGACAAUAAAGGAUCUCGUGCUACUCAGCUUGAAGAGGAAUUGGCUGCCAUGAAUUUUGAGAAUUUCUCCAGCAUCGAUGCUUAUUGCAACCAUGUCAAGUCAUUGUCCGAUAGACUAGCCGACGUGGAUGCUCCGGUGACGAAUAGUCGCCUUGUUCCCAAACUUACAGGAGGAUGGCCAGAUUCGUACUCCGGCGUGGUUGACUACAUUCAGAACCAAGACCCACUACCCUCGUUCGAAAAUUGUCGAUCUCGUCUCAAGCUUCGAGAACGAACCAUCAAAACCGCUGCCGCUAAAGAAAGUGGUGGUGUUGCUGCCCUUGUCACCACUACAAAUGGGUCACAUUAUAAUCCUCCCAUCGAUGGCCACAAUAGCUCUCAUGGUCAAAACAACAAAGACAAAAAUAGGAGGAAGAAUAAUAGAGGCGGUAAUGGUCAAAACAACCGCUCUCGCAAUAAAAAUGGCGGUUUCGGCGGUGGUGGCUCCUCUUCCGGCACAGGCAACGGCAGCUACAACCCCCAGCAGCGAUGGCAGCCGCCUCCUGGCCUCAGCCCAUGGGCAGCGUGGCAGCAACCUUGA